CCGAGGAGGUGAAGACUCAGUUCCAGGGCCCAGCAAGGGCAGGAGGGACAGACCAGCCUCCCUGCCCCCCGCCUCUCUCAACAAGCCCCUAAGAGUUUUUCCUCUUUUGUCCUGCACUCAGCAUUGCUGGGCAGGACACCCCACUUCUCCCCGAUGAAGCGGACGCACCUGUUUGUGGUGGGGGUCUGCCUGCUGUCCUCCUGCCGGGCGGAGGAAGGGCUGAACUUUCCCACGUACGACGGCAAGGACCGUGUGGUGAGUCUCACGGACAAGAACCUCAAGCAGGUCCUGAAGAGGUACGACCUGCUGUGCCUCUACUACCACGAGCCCGUGUCUUCGGACAAGGUCGCUCAGAAGCAGUUCCAGCUGAAGGAGAUCGUGCUGGAGCUUGUGGCCCAAGUCCUGGAACAUAAAGAUAUAGGCUUUGUGAUGGUCGAUGCCAAGAAAGAAGCCAAGCUUGCCAAGAAACUGGGUUUCCAUGAAGAAGGAAGCCUGUACAUUCUUAAGGGCGAUCGCACAAUUGAGUUUGAUGGCGAGUUUGCAGCUGAUGUCCUGGUGGAGUUUCUCUUGGACCUCAUUGAAGAUCCAGUGGAGGUCAUCGGCAGCAAACUGGAAGUCCAAGCCUUUGAACGCAUUGAGGACCACAUCAAACUCAUUGGUUUUUUCAAGAGCGAAGACUCAGAAUAUUACAAGGCUUUUGAAGAGGCAGCUGAGCACUUCCAGCCUUACAUCAAGUUUUUCGCGACCUUCGACAAAGGGGUUGCGAAGAAGUUGUCCUUGAAGAUGAAUGAGGUUGACUUCUACGAGCCAUUUAUGGACGAGCCCAUUGCCAUCCCUGACAAACCUUACACAGAAGAAGAGCUCGUGGAGUUUAUAAAGGAGCACCAGAGACCCACCCUCCGCCGCCUGCGCCCAGAAGAUAUGUUUGAAACAUGGGAAGACGACUUGAACGGGAUCCACAUAGUGGCCUUUGCAGAGAGGAGUGACCCAGAUGGCUACGAGUUCCUGGAGACCCUGAAACAGGUGGCCCGGGACAACACCGACAACCCGGACCUGAGCAUCAUCUGGAUCGACCCGGACGACUUCCCUCUGCUCAUUGCCUAUUGGGAAAAGACUUUCAAGAUCGACCUAUUCAAGCCGCAGAUUGGGGUGGUGAACGUGACAGAUGCCGACAGCGUCUGGAUGGAGAUUCCGGAUGACGACGACCUACCCACGGCCGGGGACCUGGAGGACUGGAUUGAGGACGUGCUUUCUGGAAAGAUAAACACCGAGGAAGACGACAAGGAAGAUGAUGAUGACGAUGAUGAUGACGACGAUGGCGACAGUGAUAAUUCUGAUGAGGAGGAGAAUGAUGACAGUGACGAUGAUGACGACUAGCUCCGGCUCCACCUGGUUUUGAUGGAAACGGAAUCCCGGCUCCCCCCUUCCACACGGCCAGCACCAGGUGGCAGCCAGCAGCCCCGGCCACGCCCAGCCACUCCUCUCCCUCUCCCAGCAUCUCUUCCCACCCCUUCCCAUCAGGAGCUGUACCAUUCAGCACAUGCACGUGCCUUUCUAAAUCCAGUCGCCCUGCUCGGCAAGGACAGGGGGGAACCGUUCCCCUGUGGAUGGUCCUGACCGUCACGGGAAAGCUCUGCUCUCUGUCCGCCAUCCGUGGCCAUGGCAGCGCUGGACUCUGGGUGGUCCAGGGAGAGCCCUCCCCUGACACUGAUACUCAAGUUUACUUGUGUCCUCUGACUCCGACAGGGACAGAAUGGACAGCUUGCUAACUCGCCAACACGCAGUGGCCGUAUCAUCAUCAGAGCCCGGGGAAGACACACAAUUAAUCCUGCGGCCCGUGCCUGGCACAUCGGUGAGACCCUCGUAGGGGAGGCUCAGCCUUGGAGACAGGCUUAUGAGGCAGCUUCUCUUGGCUCUAUGAAGCUUAUUCUUCAAGUGAAGGUCAGACCAUGAUGAGCGCAGAUCGAGCCUUUGGAUGGCCAUCGAGAGGCCUUGUUCAAGCGCAUGUGGAUGGAUGUCACCAUCACUUCCAGUAUGUGCGGCACUAGGAGGGAGGUUAACGUGCUCUCUGAACUUCCCUUGCAAUGGUUCUCAACCUGUGGGUCGCCAUCCCUUUGGCAGUCAAACGACCCUUUCACAGGGGUCGCCUAAGACCAUCCUGCAUAUCAGAUAUUUACAUGACGAUUCAUAACAGUAGCAACAUUGCAGUUAUGAAGUAGCAACGAAAAUAAUUUUAUGGUUGGGUCACAACAUGAGGAACUGUAUUUAAAGGGCCAGAAGGUUGAGAACCACUGCCUUAGGGACAAGUCUCACAUAGGGGAGGGGGAGACGCUGAGAGAAUGAAAGGAUUUUAUUUUUUCUGAUGGGUCAGGUGGCUUCCUAGCCUGAGCUCGGGUCUGGACACCCCCUCCCAUUUGGAGAAAGGGUUGGUUUAUCCAGAGGUCAGUUAACCCUGCUUUCAUCAGCACUCCCACAGUUGACCAGGACAGUAAACAGAGUUCAUAGCGAUGCCCCGAGGCACUAAAAUAAACAUGCCCAAGUGCCUUCAGAACUCUCUAAAAGUUAUAUCGUGCUCGGUAGUUUUAGCGUUAAGUUUGAAUAAUAAUGUUCUAAUUUAUUUUCUCAAUCUUUUGACAUGUGUAAGACACUGCAAAUUCUUCAAAAAUAGGGCAAUCCUUUUAUGGAAUACUAGCUAACUAACUGUCAUUAAAGUCAUAUCUUGAAAAUAUUAAAA
Messenger RNA from Myotis lucifugus (little brown bat), 2734 nucleotides. Its product is annotated as calsequestrin-2. The transcript is spliced from 11 exons. Lineage: Eukaryota; Metazoa; Chordata; Mammalia; Chiroptera; Vespertilionidae. Gene Ontology annotation, cellular component: sarcoplasmic reticulum lumen. The record is from RefSeq and is a predicted model, not a curated record. Gene Ontology annotation, molecular function: calcium ion binding. Gene Ontology annotation, biological process: regulation of cardiac muscle contraction by regulation of the release of sequestered calcium ion. The coding region runs from base 154 to 1377 and encodes 407 amino acids.